Messenger RNA from Pangasianodon hypophthalmus (striped catfish), 5622 nucleotides. RefSeq names its product MAP7 domain containing 3 (gene map7d3). The transcript is spliced from 21 exons. Gene Ontology annotation, cellular component: microtubule cytoskeleton. Bases 67 to 2619 code for a protein of 850 amino acids. The record is from RefSeq and is a predicted model, not a curated record. Gene Ontology annotation, biological process: microtubule cytoskeleton organization. Lineage: Eukaryota; Metazoa; Chordata; Actinopteri; Siluriformes; Pangasiidae.
GCGCUGCGAGCUAAUGAAUGUAGCAGAAGAGAAAAAAAAAAAAAGAGAAGGAAAACUUCGGUAAAAAUGGCGGACGGAGCAACGUCUCUAAAAGGACUGCGAGCACAAAUGGCUGCAGCUGCCCAGGCACAGGCUGAAGAGCGGCGGAGCCUGGCAGGGAGCAGCCCAGCACCGGUUACAGCCAGUGCUGCCAAGAGCCAUGCUAAACCAGUGAUUGACGGAGCAGCACUUAGAAUUGAUGACAAACUCCGAGUAGCCAAAGAAAGGCGAGAAGAGCAAGAGAAGCAGCAAGCGGUGCGUGGGUCUCAGAUUCUAGAGCGGGAACGUAAGGCCAAGCUUCAGGUUGAGAAACAGAUGGAGGAGAGACAAAGAAAGCUGGAGGAGCAGCGCAGGAAGGAGGAACAGAGAAGAGCUGCUGUGGAGGAGAAGAGGAAACAAAAACAGGAGGAGGAGAAGGAGCACUAUGAGGCAGUGAUGCGGCGCACUAUGGAACGCAGUCAGAGAGUGGAGCAGAGGCAGAAGAGAUGGUCCUGGAGUGGCCUGACUGACUCAGACAACAGAAAUGGUGAGAGUGACUGUGGCCCCACCUCCUCCCCAGUCAAUAUAGUAAUCUCCCCAGCCUCUCCGGUCUCCAAGCCUCCCAGAAGCCACACACCACAAGACAAGCGUUCUUCCUCUACUACAAACCUCAAACAGCCUGCAGACUCUGCUAUCAGCAAGCGCCUCUCCUCUUCCUCUGCCACCCUCCUCAACUCUCCUGACAAAAGUGCAAAGCGGAGGAGUUCAUCUUUGAACCGGUUGCCUAGCAAUGUCCCUCGGGUUUCUAAGGAAGUGCAUAAGCAGCCUCAGGUGGAACAGACAGACCCUGUCCUGAAGAAACGGAGCUCCUCCCUUUCCCGUGUGGGAAAUAGAGCUCCACCCACUGGCAAACCAGAGAAACCCGCACCCUUGGAAUCAGCCCAUCGCCCGUUGGCCAGUCCCAUGGACAGCAGUGUCCUCUGUCGUCUCCUCACCCCUACCCAGGCCUCUCUAGCUAGGAGCAAGAGUGCAGCAGCCCUUUCAGCCCAUGGAGCGGAUGAGACAGAGUCUCACCUGUGUCCUCGAUCAGUGUCAUCCACGUCGCUGCAGCCCUCCACCCGUGGCCCCCUGCGGAGUCGCAGCACUGACCGCCAAAAAAAUGCCCCCGGCUCUACCUCUGCCUCUUCUGACUCCAUCUCCACCGUGGCUCAGAAAGCUGAAAAGGACAAGUCACCAGCAGCAAAACGUCCUCCUUCCCCUUCCACUGUUCCCGGCCGCCAUCGCUCUCCCUCCCCAGGCCCUGUCGGUGGCCCCAGGAGAGCACCAUCACCUGGAGCAGCCAAGCAAAGCCCUCGUUAUCGGCCGCCCUCCCCCAGUGGGGUGAAACAGAGGCCUCCAUCCCCUCAGCCUGCUUCCAAACCUCCACCUGUCCAGAAACCUGCCCUCACCCCAACUGGCCCUCCUGUCCUGAGGAAGAGAGAGUCCAAACCCAAAGACGCAUCUCCAAUGACUGCUCUAACAUCACACCCUCAAGAUACGAGCACUGCCAGCCCAGCCCCCAGCACCAAGCCUAAAGAUGAUCCUAGUCUGAAAACCACGGCUGGCACUAACUCAGCUGCUGAAGCUGCUAAGAUCCUGGCAGAGAACAGGCGCCUGGCUCGUGAGCAGAAAGAGAGAGAGGAACAACUCAGACUGCAGAGAGAGGAAGAGGAGAGGCUAAGAAAAGAGGAGGAAAAGCGGCUGGCUGAGGAGGAGAGAGUGAGACGUUUGGAGGAGGAGAAGAUUCGAGCAGAGGAGAGAAAGCAGGAAGAGGAAGAGCAGGCUCGUAAGGCAGAAGAGGAGAGAGAGAGACUGGAGCUGGAGGAACAACAGAAACGAGCUGAGUUACUGAAAGAGCGAGAGGAGGCAGAAGCAAAGGCCCAGGAGGAGGCAGAGAAGCAACGACAGGAGAGAGAGCGCAUCAUGCAGCAGAAUCAGCAAGAGCGCAUGGAGAGGAAGAAGAGAAUUGAGGAAAUUAUGAAGAGAACCAGAAAAAUGGACCAAAAUGAUUUCAAGGGUAACGAUGAGAGAGGCAUUCCAGACGAGAAUGGUGAUGAGGUUGCUGACCAGCUAAACUGUGAAACCAAGGAGGACCAAUCUGUGCCAUCAGACCAAAAAACAGAGGUCGUCAACCAAUCAGACAUCCAGGAGCAAGGCAUGUCUUCAGAAGAAGGCCAGCUGGAAUCAGAAGAGCCACUUGACAGUGUAAAUGAACAGACCAAAGUAGAUGACAAAGAAAACAACAAUGGAUUCAGUGCAGCACAGCCCACAGCCAUCAGUAAUUCUUAUCCAAAGGCACAUCUGGUGGGAGGCUCGGAGUUCAUGAAUGAGGACUGUAAGAUGGGGCUGAAUGGGAAAGCAGGGUCCUGGAGCUUUGAAGAGUUCAUUGAUCUGGGAGUUCACACUAAAGGCCGGCCGCUCAUGGAGCCCGAUGCCUGUAAUCAGGGUCUAAUAGACUGUGGUGUGGGACCUGAAGGACCCAGAGUGGCCUUUGAUGACAAGUCGGCCCCUGUGAACUCCCUCCAUCCAACUCAGCCCAUUGAAGCCCUGUCCGAGAUUUGAUGUGACAUCUUCACCCAAGGACGGUUGCUAAUUGCACUCCAUGAUGUUUGUCUGGUUGAGUUCCAAAGUUUCUUGUGCUCACCUGGACAGCCAGAGAAACUCUGAAUCACAGAGGAAGGCCUCAGAGUCUGCUCCUCCGAAAAUAAAGUUAAAUAUACAUUUUUUUAAAAAAAAAAGUUAUAGCUGAAAAUAAGAAAAAUGCUUCAGGGAAACUUUCAUGCUUAAUUUUCUGUUUUCCUGCCUCUCUUUCUUUUCGUUGUUGGCAUCCUGUCAGUUUUCUGUUUUUUUCCUCUUGUCAUUAUUAAUGUUAUUUUGAUCUUUUUUAUGUUUUUUGUAAUUUAUUCUUCUGACUUUGCAUUUUAUGACUUGUCCCUUUCUGUAUUAAUUUUGUUGAUUUUGUCUUAUAUGUAUUCCAUUGUAUUUUGAUUAGGUAUUGUGAUCCCAGUCAGUCAGUGGACCUAAGCAGAAGUGAGCAAUUAAUGUGAAGUAACGCUGUUGAGGUCAGAGGAGGAACACUUCCAGCUGUCUCACACACUGGUUUAAAAAUGUUUGUGAACUGAGUAGUGCUUAACUAUGUGACAGUUAUCCAAGCAAAAAGGCCUUUUCUACUCAUGAGUAUAUAGAGAGCCUUGGCAGUGGUUCCUUAAAGUUUCAGUGAUGGGCCUUACCUGCAUUUUCCAACUUCUGCCCAAUCUAAUGUGAUGACUCAGGCCGUUAGGCUGCUAAUUGUCCUCUCUCCUGCUGUGAAGCAUUGUAUAAACCCUAACCCUAGCAAAUCUUGGUCAAGGUAUUUCAUAAAAAGGUGACAAAAUAGGAUCUGGUUAAAGCGCUGAAUUUCAAGCUCAGCUGAAACCUUUUCAAAUUGCUUUAGUCUUUAAAGGAUGAAGGUGCUUGAGGCAGAAAAAAAAAAAUCUUGUAAACAUUUGUAACUUGUUGAAUGAAGUUUUAACAUUGUAAGUUUCAGGUUUAUGGCUGUUGCGCUAUGUGGACGUUUUGUUCUACAUAUAUUUUUACAUAAGCAUAAACAUGGUUAGGUAUUCACAUAAAGACUAAUUUAAGAGUAUCCCGAAACUAAAAGACAUCUUUGAAUGUCAGUGUGAAUCUAUUCGUCACUCCAAGAUGUAAUUAUAGCACACAGGAAUUACUGUAAGCUCUUAAUAACUGCACAUUUAGAUGAGCUGUUUAGGUGCAUGUUGUUCCCCUUAGGGUGUUAGGCAGAGGGGAUUCUCGGUUCUGUUUUCAAAGCUUGAAUAAUUGCUAGUGUUCCGUAAAACCCCACGUUCCCUCAGGGUCAUAGUUCUGUCAGGUCCUAAAUGGUUUUGGAGACUACCAUUUUCUUUCUGUUCCUCUCACUUUUUUUAGUCCUUAAUCCAGUGGCUCAGACAGUUUUAUAUCUUGUAAAAUUGAUCUCAUAUACUAAGAUAAUAUUUAAAACUACAUUUCUACUUGUGUAAGUAUUAUGAACACGAUCAGUAUUCAGCUGUUAUUCUAUGGCUUGUGGAAUAGGGAGUAAGUGAAAGGGAAGUGUGUUUUGGUUGGUUCCUCUCUGGUGCACGUCUGUGCUGCUGCUACUCAACAGCAUCUGAUCUAGAACAUUAAAGAGCCUGGCCUUGUUUUUUGUCAGGGGACUGAAUGGAUGAGGAAGAUGAAUGUUACAGGAGGUUGUGUGCUCCAAGUUAUGUUGGGUAAAAUAUGAUUUAUCAUUGCUGUCAGGUUGAUUUGAACAUGUUUGUCUUAGUGUGACUGCAUAAAAACGAAGCAUGUGGACCGUGUUUAUAGGUUAAAAAUUUGGGAAUCCUGGUGGUGGUGGUGGAUCAAGAUGGAUUGUGCUUAGAACUCAUAACUAAAAGAAUGAAUACUGUUUGAGUUCCUGUCCAUUUCAUAGUGCUGUUAGUAGUUAAAAAAGCUUGAACCUCAAAUGCUUGAAGUGUUGAGUAGAGUCGGUUAUGGGUCCAUAGUCUAUUUUGGGCAUGUGUGGGCUUUUUUAUACACUAGUUUACUCAGAAAUGACUGAGGCCACUGAGCACAGGGCAUUUCACUAUUUAAGAUCGUGGUCUUUUACUAAUGAACUAAUUAGUAUCAUUCCUUUCAUAACACCACUCUUUCCAAUAUAGGCAUGGAUCACUUACUUGAAUAUUGUGUUGCUCACUGCUUUAGUUAAUUGGCAUUUUUCUCCAGGACAAGAGACACCUUCAGGUUGAGACCCAAACACUGUCCAGAAUUCCAGUGGUGACACUCAGCGAACACUCAAGCAAGAAAAAAAAACCUAAUAAGCAUGUGCUUGGUGUGUAAGGGAGAGAUUGGCUGUAGAACCCUUUCGUUUAUUUUAGCCUUUCAGCAGUCCCUCUCUACCAUGUGGUUUACAAAAAUGUUAGACACCCCAAAGUGCUUAGAGUUUUGCAGUGGCUGCUUGCAGAUGCAGUCGGUCAUGUGUGUGCAUGUUUUUGAUGUGUGCUGCUUUUGCAGGAAGUCAGCAUGGUCACUCAGACAGGGUCACACCAGUGCAGUUGCUGCUUCUUUUUUUCCAGGACCCUGUAAACCCUUGAGUGUUUUGGAUUUUAGUGCUGUUCUCUAGCUUACAGUGCUCACCAUGGAGGUAGAAUAGAAUGGUGCCUUAGGAAUAGAGUGAGAUACAUAUUUAUUUUCAUAUAUUAUAAACUAAAUAUUACAUGAUGUGCUUUCACUGGCCAUGACAAUCAUUUACUUGAACAGGGCCCUAAAUAAGAUGCAAUAUUCUGUACCUUGAAAUAGUUCUGACCACAAAUUGUAGUUGUAAAUUUACCCAAACUUUACUGGAUAAGAUAAUAAACUGUUCAAAUAAAGUUUUGCUAGAUAAAAAUGUUUUUUGAUGUAAAGUUGCUCAUACCAACUGUAAUAUAGUUGUGCUUUCAUAAUUCAUAAAUGAAGGCUUUAGUUGAAGCUUGAAAUUUAUUGUUCAGAUUCAUUGUUACUUCACCCAAAAUGCCAUGAAUAAAGUAUAUACUAAUAUUGUUGCAUGCCAAA